AUGUUUGCCAUCGAUAGAAAUAACACGGACGACUGUCCACCCUGCUUCAAUUGUUUAUUACCAGGCUUCGAAUGCCUUCAUUUCGCUAAUUGUUCCGAGUACGACGGUAAAUGUGUGUGUCCACCAGGAUUUGGUGGAGAUGACUGUAAACAACCUUUGUGUGGUGCUUUACCGGACGGUCAUGAUAGAUCACCUCGUCAAGGAAAUCAUUGUGAAUGUCCUGAAGGCUGGGAAGGCAUCAAUUGUAAUGUAUGUACGAUGGAUUCCGUGUGUCAUUCCUUGGUACCUACGGGUCAAAACGGGACUUGCUACAGAAAUGGAUUGACUGUAUUUGAAAACUAUCAAAUGUGCGAUGUGACAAAUAGAAAGAUUCUUGAUAUUUUGAAAGGACAAAUUCCUCAAGUGACAUUUUCUUGUAACAAAAAGAAGGAAACAUGUGAUUUUCAAUUUUGGGUGGAUGAAAUUGAAUCUUUUUACUGUCAUUUGGACACUUGUGAAUUUGAACAACAACACGAUUAUGAUCAAAAUACCACCAAAUACCGUUGUGACAAUAUCGAAUGUCGUUGUAUCAAGGAUGAGUUUCUCUGCGGAAAAGAUGGAUCGAUUGAUCUGACAGACAUGCUGAAAGAGGAGAUCAAAGGCCCUGCCUCAUUCAACUGUGUGGGUCAAGACUGUGCCUUUUCAGAGGCGGCCAUGGACGAUUUGAUUUCGGCCGUUUUUGGAGACGAUUCCAUCUAUUUGUCGUGUAAUGGAGGUGAAUGUUUGCAUUACACGAUGGUGCCUGGC
Mycotypha africana is the source of this 786-nucleotide messenger RNA. RefSeq lists its product as uncharacterized. Lineage: Eukaryota; Fungi; Mucoromycota; Mucoromycetes; Mucorales; Mycotyphaceae. The annotation marks the transcript as partial. The transcript is spliced from 5 exons. The record is from RefSeq and is a predicted model, not a curated record.